Messenger RNA from Lathyrus oleraceus (garden pea), 705 nucleotides. RefSeq lists its product as uncharacterized. NCBI's taxonomy places the organism in Eukaryota, Viridiplantae, Streptophyta, Magnoliopsida, Fabales, Fabaceae. The transcript is spliced from 2 exons. The record is from RefSeq and is a predicted model, not a curated record. Bases 1 to 705 code for a protein of 234 amino acids.
AUGCAACAACUCUUGAAAUUGUUGGAUGAUAACAGUUAUGUGUCUAGGUACCGAAUGUGCGAGGAUGAAAUUACCGUUAGAGAUAUAUUUUGGAGUUAUCCUAAUUCCAUAAAUUUGUUCAACAUGUUUCCUACAGUGUUUAUACUUGAUUCAACCCACAAGACCAACAACUAUAGACUUCUUUUAUUGAAGAUUGUUGGUGUUACCUCAAUUAAGAAGACAUAUUUUGCUGGGUAUCACAUAACAAAGAAUGUGAGAAAAUCACCUCCGCCUCCGCCAAAGAUUACAUUCAUUGAUAAGGUGCAGUUUUUUAUGCACAAAUAUAUCAAGCAGAUCGUUAAUGUUGAGGGGGACGAUAAUUGCGGUUACCGAGCCAUUUUGGCUUUACUCGGUAAAGGAGAAGAUAGACAUACACUUGUCCGCCAUCAACUUAUCCAAGAGUUGAAGACGCAUAAAGAAUCAUAUCCAUGGUUGUACAAAAAGAAAGAAAACUCCGGCAACGUUUAUGAGUCUCUUGUUCCUUGCCUUAGAGGUCCGACACCAGAGGAAAAAUGGAUGCACUUCUCUGACAUGGGUCACCUAAUAGCAUGUGCGCAUGAUAGAUUGUGUAUUAAUUUGACACAAUACUAUUUUCUGGAAACCUUUUUCCUAAUGUGCACCGCCUCAUCUCAAAAUCCAAAUGAUCGUAUUAUGUGUAUUGGGUAG